CCGGCUGAACCGAGCUGCUGUCUCCUCUGCGCCUCACUCAGUGAGGGGAGCGCUUCAGUCGCACAUCCAGCGCUCAGCACGCUUAUAUAUAUUUGAAUCAUUUUGAAGGACUGAACCGAAAACUUUGGAGGACCGUUUAUUAUUAUUAUAUAAAUAAUAUUAUAAAUAUUCACCGCAGGGCUGUUUUUACACUGGUUUCAAUCCUUAUGGUUUUUCCUGAUUUGAGGUGUUCUGUCAGUCAGCAAUGGUUGUACAGGCGGUGACCAUUUUCCAUCAUGAGGAACAAAGAAAGUCAUCCUGCUCGGAUCCUGCCCCUUCAUCCUGGGACCCAGCAGAUGACCUCCGCUGCAUCACCACCACCUUCCAGUAUCUGCAGACUUCUGGUUGGUACUGGGGUCCCAUCUCAGCAAGUAAAGCUCGGGAAGCUCUCCUCACAAAGUCUGAAGGCACAUUCCUGGUGCGGGACAGCAGCCAUCCUCAGUACAUGCUGGCUCUGUCAGUGAAGACUCGCUGUGGACCUACCAGCGUGCGUAUAGAGUACAGCAAGGGCUGUUUCUGGCUGGACUCUGUCUCCCCUGGCCUGCCUCAGCUGCAGUCCUUCCCAGAUGUUCUCAGCCUUGUACAGCACUACACCAGCUCAGGCCACGCAGCACACGACCAGACAUCUAGUGACAUUCACCCCCAAAUGGAACCUGACGCUUCCCAGCACGCAGCUAAAGAGAGCGGAGUACCCAUGAAGCUGAAGCACCCGCUUCACAAACUGGAGGUUUUCCCUUCUUUGCAGCACCUGACACGCCUCACCAUCAACAGGCACACUAACUGCCCCAACCAGCUGCCCCUCCCAAAGCCUCUGCUCUUCUACUUGCAGGACUAUCCUUUCUCUGUAUAAUACCUGCCCCUCAGCAACAGGACAGUCAGACUGGAAUAUGGUCGCGUCGUUGAGCCGAUUCUGUGAAUCGGGGACUCUUUGAUAUAUUUAUGUAGAAUAAACCACUCUUGACCUCA
This is a messenger RNA of Neolamprologus brichardi, 1005 nucleotides long. Its product is annotated as cytokine-inducible SH2-containing protein-like. Gene Ontology annotation, cellular component: phosphatidylinositol 3-kinase complex. The record is from RefSeq and is a predicted model, not a curated record. Gene Ontology annotation, biological process: intracellular signal transduction; phosphatidylinositol phosphate biosynthetic process. NCBI's taxonomy places the organism in Eukaryota, Metazoa, Chordata, Actinopteri, Cichliformes, Cichlidae. Gene Ontology annotation, molecular function: 1-phosphatidylinositol-3-kinase regulator activity.